Molecule: messenger RNA, 2728 nt
Organism: Pantherophis guttatus
Lineage: Eukaryota; Metazoa; Chordata; Lepidosauria; Squamata; Colubridae
Gene: DNAJC5B
Product: DnaJ heat shock protein family (Hsp40) member C5 beta
Source: RefSeq, a predicted model, not a curated record
GUGCACCGCCUCUCCAGAGGAAACCUCGUCCUGGAGUGAGCUGCGGGUGCGACGAUCCCCCGGCGGGAACGUCUUACGCCGUGACGUCAUUACCCUGCCUGAUGGCCCCCUUUCUCCCCCCCCUUUUUUUCCUUUUUUUUUUUAACCCUUUUCGCUCGCCAGUUUUAUUUUUGUUUUCUUCGGGGAGUUGUGUAAGGAAGGAGGUGCCCGAUCUAUCUCCACUAGGUUGUGAGAGUUCUUGAAAAUGCAUUGAUAAGAUGGCUGAGCAAAGACAGAGAAAUUUAUCUACAUCAGGAGAAGCUCUCUAUGAACUCCUGGGUCUUGAAAAAGGGGCAUCCCAUGAAGAAAUCAAGAAAAGUUACAGGAAAUUGGCCCUGAAAUAUCAUCCUGAUAAGAACCCAGAUAACCCAGAGGCUGCAGAAAAAUUUAAAGAAAUUAACAAUGCUCAUGCAAUAUUAACAGAUGUGUCAAAAAGAAAUAUAUAUGACCAAUAUGGAUCAUUAGGGCUGUACAUCGCUGAACAGUUUGGUGAAGAAAAUGUCAAUACAUAUUUCAUGCUUUCUAGUUGGUGGGCAAAAGGUCUGUUCACCCUUUGUGGUCUUUUGACUGGGUGCUACUGUUGUUGCUGCCUGUGCUGCUGUUUCAAUUGCUGUUGUGGAAAAUGCAAACCCAAGCCCACAGCAGAAGAGCAAGAGUUCUGCAUGUCUCCUGAAGAUCUGGAAGAGCAAAUCAAGACAGACAUGGAAAAAGAUGGGGAAGCUCCAGUUCUGCUUCAGCCAACAAAUACAACUGAGAAAACCCAGCUUAUUGGUGACAGUCAUCGCAGCUAUCGCACAGAAUCAUAAAUCAGCAGCUUUUAGAAUUUGAAGGAGUAUAAACGACAACUUCUGGAUUGUAAAGUAUUGUUAGAACAUGAAAGAUAUUAGGACACUGUGCCCACCAUGUACCAUCAAAUUGACUUGAGCCCUAAAUCUGAGAAGAUGCUCUACCAUAAUAUUGUUUCCAAAACUGUGUUGUUGCGUGCAUGAAUACUAUAAACAUAGUAGGAACAAACUAUUUUUAAAAUACAUGCACUUCCAAUAUUGCUAGAAACAUAUGAUAUACAACAUGCUCUUCUGAUAGUAUGUAAAAAAGUCCCUAAUAUUCUGGGUACUUUCAUGUGGUCCCUAGUGAAUUUAAAAUCAUUAAAGUUGUUAUAGUACUGCUUCUUCUCAAGUCCUAGAAGUGUUGAAAAUGACUGACAUCCUUACUUUUCUCUGCAGUGUUACAAUUAUUUUGAUCUUAGUGUGCUUCUUCACCUAUAUAGUUUUUCUUAAAAGCAAUACUGCUUUUCUUACUAUUUCUUCAGUAGAUUGUUUUCCCCGGAGAAUACAUGUAUAAAACAAUAUGUAAUGUUAAUAGGUUGUUUUGUCCAUGGAAGAUUAUUGCACUGUUCUGCUACUAUCUUGGAAAUGCAGAAAACUCAGAGUUAGGGAAUAAAUUAAUUUGCAUUUGGGUAUGGUGUAGGUAUAAAUAAUUGAAAAGUUACUGUAUCCCUCUUCAGCAACUGAAAUGCCCAUGACUCUACUUUUGUUCAGUGAAUAUGUGAUUCAUUGAUACAUCAGAUUUCGAUUUGACAUAUUCGUUUCCUUCACUGCAAAAUACACUACAACCAGAAAUCUAUAUUUCAAUAGUUUUAAACUUAUUUACUUACCAUGUAUAUGUCUAAUAAUUGAAAACCAAUAUAAUUUGUAUACCACAUCUGGGCUUCUGAUACCAUCUUGUAAUCUAACUCUUAGAAUUAUAUUUAAAGGUUAAAUGAUAUAUAUUUUCAGAUAAAUUUAGGUAGAUUUGAACUUUAAAGCAAUAUUUUGUGCAUGCAGUUUGGAUUUAACUUUUGCAUAUCAAUUAUUAUUGUUAUGCUUUUACUUAAUCAAGGAGAGAUUAACAAUGGCUGGAAAUAAGUCCCCAGUCUUUGGAAUGCUAUAUCUUUUUUUUAUCAGAAGGACAGUAAAGCAAACUGUUAACAAUAUGAAUCUGUACAAAAAUAGUAAGACCAACUCUAAACAUCCUACUCCAUGGAAAGUGAAUUCAAACAAUCUCAUUUUAUAAAACUUAUAUUGUGUAUACAUAGAAACAGUCUUGAGAAUGGUUUAACUGAAAGAUUUCAAGCAGAGUUCAGUUUUGUAGUAAAGACUAUGUUGUAGAAACAGCAUGGGAUAUGAACUGAGUUGUGCUUAUGGAAAAGAACAAGUUUUCCAGUUGAUGAAUGCAAAUCCAAUCAUGGCUAUUGCCCUGUGGGAUGCAUAUUUACUGAGAAAUAAAAUCUUAAUGCAUUUCUUGGAUUUUACAUCCAAACAAUCAUGGACAUAAUUAAGCUAGAAAGUUAAUAAUUUGAAAGAAUGACAGAAAAAUAUAGCAGGAAAAAAACCAGGAUAUCAAAGACUAGUCUAGUGAUGUCUGAAUAAACAUCUAGACCUACAAUCUAUACAAGAACAAAUGUAUUCCAUUUUAGAUAACCUAAAGUCAUACAAUAUUUAUUAGCCAUUUGACAAUAUAGCAUUUGCUUUUCAUUACAUGGCUAGUAGGACAAGGAAUAUAAAACAAAUCCUGUAAAAUGAAAUAUGUACAGUAAUAUAAUCUUGAUUACAUGUGUAGAUAUUGUUGGUAGUCAAUUCAAAAUGUACUUUGUAUAUUGCAUUUCACUUUGCUGACCAAUAUAUUACUUGAAUAAAAAUUCCAUAUAAGA